AAACCCAAACCCUGAACCCUAGCUCGGCCUCCACGGCUGAUCCCCACUCCCCGCGUCGGCGUAGCUCCUCUCCUCCCAGAUCCGAGAAAGCGAAGAGCAGGUCGAACAAAUCCGCUCCUCCGCCGAUCCCACGUUCUCCGUUGGAAGGAGGGCAGCGGAAGCAGGAGGAGGAGGAAGAUGUCGUCGCUGCGGAACGCGAUCCCGCGGCGCGCUCACAAGGAGCGUGCCCAGCCGGAGGCGAGGAAGAAGUUUGGGCUUUUGGAGAAGCACAAGGACUAUGUCGUUCGGGCGGAAGCUUACCACCGCAAGGAAGAAACAAUCAGGAAAUUGAAGGAGAAGGCAGCGUUCAAGAACCCAGAUGAGUUCUACUUUAUGAUGAUCAAAAGUAAAACUGUUGGUGGAAUUCAUAAGCCUAAGCCUGAAGCAAAUAAGUAUACCGAAGAGGAACUUCUGCUGUUGAAAAAUAAAGAUAUGGGAUACAUCCAUCAGAGUAUUCAAAGUGGAAAAAAGAAAAUUGAAAAGUUGAGUUCUGUGCUUCAUGAGCUGGAUAACAAGCGUCCAAACAAACAUGUUUACUUUGCUGAAGAUAGAGAAGAAGCUAAAGAAAUACAAUCCAGGAUAGAACAAAGCAGCAAGUUACCUGGUUUAGACAACAUCCCUUCCCGCAUAAAGAGGAAGACAGCUUCUUCAUACAGGGAGUUAGAAGAGAGGAAACAGAGGCUUCAAAAGCUUGAGAAACUGUAUGCAGACAUGGCAUUGCAAAAGGAAUUGAAGAAACCUGGACGCAAGAGGAAACUCCGUGAAGAUGAGAUGGAGACUCCAACAUCACAGCCUGUUUAUAAGUGGCGAGCACAAAGGAAGCAGUGAGAUGAUAUGAAUGGCCGACAAAUGAAAUGAAGUAUUAGCUGUGGAAGUACUGGUACCGGCAAAUGGAUGCUGGCGCUUGAAGAGUUUUUCCUGAACCCUGAAGCACUUACCUGUAACAGCGGCCCUCCACGAGUACUGCAACUACUGUAUCUCUGUUUGCUAAAUUGUUGGGCAACCGGAAUUAGGAUAAGCUGUAAGAACAACUUUGAUGUAUAUGACAAAUCGGAACCUGUAUGGUUCAAUUCACUGGGUCAUGUCUACA
Phragmites australis (common reed) is the source of this 1129-nucleotide messenger RNA. RefSeq names its product probable U3 small nucleolar RNA-associated protein 11. The transcript has 9 exons. The coding region runs from base 178 to 867 and encodes 229 amino acids. The record is from RefSeq and is a predicted model, not a curated record. Gene Ontology annotation, cellular component: nucleolus; small-subunit processome. Gene Ontology annotation, biological process: rRNA processing. NCBI's taxonomy places the organism in Eukaryota, Viridiplantae, Streptophyta, Magnoliopsida, Poales, Poaceae.